AUGGGGUGCCACGGUGUUGUUAGUCUGGUCGCGCUCCUGCUCGUGCUGCUGCUCCGGUGGCCGGCGUUGAGCUCUGCGUGGGCGCCGGUGUCAAGGACCAUCACCGUGGACAAGAAAGGGAGAGGGGAUUUCAGAAGCGUGCAGCCGGCGGUGGACUCCGUGCCGGACGGCAACCGGGAGUGGGUCAAGAUCCUCGUCCGGGCAGGGCACUACAAGGAGAAGGUCACCAUCCCAAAGGAGAAGUGCUACAUCUUGCUCCAAGGGGAGGGCCAGUCGACCACGGAGAUCUACUACGACGCCAGCAACAACGGCACAGUCGACGACCUGCACCUGCUCAUGCGCGGCGGCAGCGCGGGCGCCUACGCGUCAGGGACGUUCGAGAGCGCCACCUUCACCGUCCUCGCCGACGACUUCGUCGCCCGGGACAUCGCCUUCAUGAACUCACACAACGGUUUUGACAAGCGAAACGUGAGUCAGGCGGUGGCGGCGCUGGUUGGCGGCGACCGGAGCGCUUUCUACGGCUGCGCGUUCACCGGCUUCCAGGAUACGCUUUGCGACUACACCGGCCGGCACUACUUCCGCGACUGCUUCAUCAAGGGCGCCGUCGACUUCAUCUUCGGUUACAGCCAGUCCAUCUACGACGGCUGCACCGUCGUGUCCAACGUGCCCAUGUCGCACAGCCGGCAGCCAGGGUGGGUGACGGCGCACGGCAGAAUCGGCGCCAGCAGCCCCGGCGGGCUGGUGUUCAAGGGCGGCGAGAUCGGAGGGACUGGCCGCCAGUACCUCGGCCGUGCGUGGAACGAGUACGCCACAGUGGUCUUUUACCACGUGAACAUGUCCGGCGUCGUUAUCCCGCAAGGAUGGGAUGGCUCGAAGAACGUCGGCCCCGAUACGAUGUUCGCAGAGGUUGGUAAUACCGGGCCGGGGUCAGACAUGGCCAUGAGAGUGCCGUGGGAGAAACAUCUGACCGAUGCGGAGGUGAAGAGGUUCGUGGACAUCAGCUUCAUCGAUGAUGGUUGGCUAGCCAAGCAGCCAUAG
Molecule: messenger RNA, 1038 nt
Organism: Triticum aestivum (bread wheat)
Lineage: Eukaryota; Viridiplantae; Streptophyta; Magnoliopsida; Poales; Poaceae
Product: probable pectinesterase 66
Exons: 2
Coding region: 1-1038 (345 amino acids)
Biological process (GO): pectin catabolic process; cell wall modification
Molecular function (GO): pectinesterase activity
Source: RefSeq, a predicted model, not a curated record